CAGGCGGCGGUCCCGAGUGCCGCUGCCCGGGGACGCCGCCGUGCCGGCGGGUGUCCCGGGUCCCGCCCGCCACGCCCGGCUUCAGCCGCCAUCCGCCCCUCCCCCGGCGAGCGGGCGCGUCAGGCGGGGGCGCCGCGGUUCCGGGGCGCAUGAAGGCGGAAGCCGCAGGCGGAGGCCGCCGCCGCCGCUCUCGAUUUCAUUCUGCUGCAGCUUUUGGCUGAACAUUUCUGCCUGGGAUGGCGGAGGAUCAGGAGCUGACUCAGCCACACAAAGCUCAACUCGAGUCCUCCCUUCAGCAGCGCACCAGCAACACAUACCGCAGUGCGGAGCACUCUCAGGCUUUGCUCAGUGGCUUGGUAUCUCUCCGAGACAGCAGCAUCCUCUUUGAUGUAGUUCUUGUAGUGGAAGAGAAACCUAUUGAGGCUCAUCGGAUACUGCUAGCUGCAUCUUGUGACUAUUUCAGAGGAAUGUUUGCAGGAGGACUGAGAGAGAUGGAACAAGAAGAAGUUCAUAUUCAUGGAAUCUCCUACAACGCAAUGUGUAAAAUCUUGAAUUUCAUUUAUACUUCUGAGCUGGAACUCAGUGUCAGCAGUGUACAGGAAACCUUAGCUGCAGCCUGUCAGCUUCAGAUUCCAGAAGUCAUUAAGUUCUGUUGUGAUUUUCUAAUGUCCUGGGUAGAUGAAGAGAACAUCCUGGAUGUAUACAAACUAGCUGACCAUUAUGACUUGAGACAUUUGAGCGAUCAGCUGGACUCCUACAUUUUGAAGAACUUUGCAGCUUUCUCAAGGACACAAGCAUACCGCCAGCUACCCCUGCAGAAGGUCUACUCCCUGCUCAGUAGCAACCGUUUGGAGGUUAACUAUGAAUUUGAAGUUUAUGACGGUGCACUUUUUUAUCAUUAUUCUCCAGAGCAACUGGAGACAGAUCAGGUCUCCCUGAUGGAGCCCCUUAAGCUACUUGAGACAGUUCGAUUUCCUCUGAUGGAACCCCAGAUCCUGCAAAGGCUUCAUGACAAAUUAAGUCCAUGUCCUUUAAAAGAUACAGUCGCAGAUGCACUAAUGUACCACAAGAAUGAAUGUCUUCAGCCAAUGCUCCAGAGCUCCCAGACACAGCUGAGAUCAGAGUUCCAGUGUGUAGUGGGAUUUGGAGGGAUGCAUUCUACUCCAUCCAUUGUUCUCAGUGAUCAAGCCAAGUAUCUGAACCCCCUGUUGGGAGAGUGGAGGCACUUUACAGCUGCACUAGCCCCCAGAAUGUCCAACCAGGGGAUUGCUGUUCUCAAUAAUUUUGUAUAUUUAAUUGGCGGAGACAACAAUGUAAGUGGUUUUCGAGCAGAGUCGAGGUGUUGGAGGUAUGACCCACGACACAACAAAUGGUUCCAGAUCCAGUCCCUACAGCAAGAGCAUGCUGACCUCAGUGUUUGUGUUGUGGACAAUUAUAUAUACGCCGUCGCAGGCCGAGAUUACCAUGAAGACCUGAGAGAAGUGGAGAGGUAUGACCCUAAAAGCAACACUUGGGAAUAUGUGACACCUCUGAAGAAGGAGGUAUAUGCACACGCUGGAGCAGCACUGGAUGGGAAGAUGUAUAUUACCUGUGGGAGGAGAGGAGAAGAUUAUCUGAAGGAGCUGCAAUGUUACGAUCCAAAGACUGACCGCUGGGAAGUUUUAGCAGAUGGUCCAGAGAGACGUGCUUGGCAUGGGAUGGCUGCACUGCUGGGAAAGCUCUAUGUAAUUGGAGGAAGCAACAAUGAUUCUGGAUACAGAAGGGAUGUUCACCAGGUUGCCUGCUACAGGCCAAGCACUGAUCAGUGGACAAAUGUAUGUCCGCUUCCUGCAGGACAUGGAGAGCCAGGUAUCGCUGUCUUAGACAACAGGAUCUACGUCCUGGGAGGCAGAUCCCACAACAGAGGAAUCCGCAUGGACUAUGUCCACAUUUAUGAUGCAGAGAGAGACUGUUGGGAGGACGGACCCCAGUUGGAGGAUGAUAUUUCUGGGAUGGCUGCCUGUGUCCUCACCUUGCCCAGGGCUAUUUUAAUGGAAACAGAGAAAUGGUUCUCAGAAUGGCAUGCAGACCGCAUGAAGUAUCACCUUGACCUUCCAUCAGAAGUUAUGAGCGUAUCAGACUGGGAAGAAUUUGACAAUUCAAGUGAAGAUUAAAAAAUUUAGUAUUUAUUUUUUGCCAGUAGUUGAGGAAAUUAAGUCUUGAAAGAAAAAAAAACAAAGAUUUUAUAUGUCUUUCUUAUAUCCAUAAAUAUGUAUUUAAAAGUUUGAAAAAUAAGUGUUCUGCACAAAAUGACAUUUGCUGUUAUUAUCUGCUCAUCUGCAAGUGUUUUGCACAAAAUGCCACUACCAGUCAGUAUCUGCUCACCUGCCAGAAAGCAGAAUUUUUAAAGUAACCACAGAACUGCCAUUUUCCCCCAGAUAAAGUAGAGAGGUUCUUUUCCUUUGAAGGAGACUUCUCUCAACUUCCAGCGUGGACAGAAAAAAAAAGAAAAAAAAAAAAGGCACAGAAA
Lagopus muta (rock ptarmigan) is the source of this 2509-nucleotide messenger RNA. It is a transcript of the gene KLHL22, whose product is annotated as kelch like family member 22. Gene Ontology annotation, cellular component: Cul3-RING ubiquitin ligase complex; polar microtubule; cytosol. The coding region runs from base 237 to 2153 and encodes 638 amino acids. The transcript is spliced from 7 exons. Gene Ontology annotation, molecular function: protein binding. The record is from RefSeq and is a predicted model, not a curated record. Gene Ontology annotation, biological process: protein monoubiquitination; proteasome-mediated ubiquitin-dependent protein catabolic process; positive regulation of TORC1 signaling. Lineage: Eukaryota; Metazoa; Chordata; Aves; Galliformes; Phasianidae.